UGAAAGUGCUCCUCCCCACCCCCUUUUUCCUGUGUUACUCCGCUGUGGCGGAAGUAAGUCGUAUCGCUGAGGCCUCAUCCUUCCAAUGGCGACUGCAAACAGGCUGAAUAGAAAGCGGGAGCAACCGUGGAGGGGGUCAGAGCUGUGUAACCGAAAUUAAAUAAAUAUAUCAUAUUCUCUGUAGUCAUAAAGUUAGCCUAAAAUUUGUUUCACCUCUCUAAAUCACGGCCGAUUCAAUGGCCAAAAAUCGGAACAUUUCGCUCCUUGAGUCGGAGCUCUAUUACUUGAUUUCUCGUUUUCUAACAACGGGUCCAUGUCGGAGAGCGGCUGAGGUCCUUGCGAGUGAACUAGAGGAAUAUCAGCUCUUACCGGGGAGAUUGGACUGGCUUGGGGACGAGCACCCGAGGACAUAUGAAGAUGUGGUUGCAGCCAACAGACAUAUUGCACCAGACCAUUUGCUACGGAUAUGUAAGCAGAUUGGACCAAUUCUUGACAAAGAGGUGCCAUCAUGUGUCCCAGGUGUUCACUCUCUCCUGGGGUCUGGAAAGCAGUCAAUGCUCAGGACUGCAAAAGACUGCGACAGUGUGCGGUUUCAAGCUUCGUCAUAUGCAGCCCUUCACCGGGGCAGACCACCAGAGAGGCCUUUGAACUGCAAGAAACCUCCACACCUAGUGAAGGUCCUUGGAGGGAGAGAGCUGACGGGAGCGCAACGCUUCAGCUCCAUCAAUCCUGUCAGCAACUAUGAGCGCAUGCGGCUGCAUAGGCGGAUCCUGGGGCAUCUGUCUGCAGUGUACUGUAUCGCUUUUGAUCGCACCGGUCUCAGGAUCUUCACAGGCUCGGAUGACUGUUUGGUGAAGAUUUGGUCUUCGUUUGAUGGAAGGCUUCAUUCGACGUUGCGAGGACACUCUGCAGAGAUCACAGACUUGGCGGUUAAUUACGAGAACACACUAAUCGCCGCAGGAAGCUGUGACAAGACCAUCCGUGUAUGGUGCCUUCGUACCUGUGCCCCUGUGGCUGUGCUGCAGGGACACAGUGGAUCCAUUACCUCCCUACAGUUUUCACCUUUUGCCAAGGGCUCAAAACGUUACAUGCUGUCCACUGGAACUGAUGCUACCGUCUGCUUCUGGCAGUGGGACGUCAACAACAUCAACUUUAGUGAUCGGCCGCACAAAUUUACAGAGCGGCCGAGGCCAGGAGUUCAGACGGUCUGCUCCUCAUUCAGUCCAGGUGGGAUGUUCUUAGCAACAGGAAGUACUGAUGAUGUCAUCAGGAUAUAUUACGUUGGAAGUGGGACUCCAGAAAAGAUAUCAGAGCUCCAUGAGCACACGGACAAAGUUGAUAGCAUCCAAUUUUGCCACUCAGGUGAAAGGUUUGUGAGCGGAAGUCGAGAUGGAACAGCGCGGAUCUGGAAGCUCCAUCAGCGACAGCAGUGGAGAUGCAUCUUGCUCAACAUGUCUGCCACUCUUCCAGGUGCCGAACCAAUGAGCGAAGAAGAAAGCUACUUCAAACCCAAAGUCACCAUGGUAGCGUGGGAUCGCCAUGAUAAUACAGUCAUCACGGCUGUUAACAACCAUCUCCUCAAAGUGUGGAACUCCUACACAGGACAGCUGCUACAUAUCCUUAAAGGCCAUGAGGCUGAGGUGUUUGUCCUGGAGCCGCACCCUUUUGACCCAAGGAUCAUCCUGUCUGCCGGCCAUGAUGGGAAUGUCUUUAUAUGGGAUCUGCUGCGAGGGACAAACACACAGCACUACUUCAACAUGAUUGAGGGCCAGGGUCAUGGAGCCGUUUUCGACUGCAAAUUCACCCCGGAUGGCCAGCGUUUCGCCUGCACAGACUCCCAUGGCCAUCUGCUCAUCUUUGGCUUCGGCAGUUCCAAGCCAUAUGAGAAGCUUCCAGACCAGGUGUUCUUCCACACAGACUACCGGCCGCUGAUCCGGGACACCAACGGCUUUGUGUUGGACGAACAGACGCAGCAGGCACCCCAUCUCAUGCCCCCGCCCUUCUUGGUAGACGUAGAUGGAAACCCCCAUCCGCCAAGGUACCAGCGUCUUGUUCCGGGGAGGGAGAACAUUGCUGCAGAACACCUGGUUCCUCAGCUCGGAUACGUAGCCACCAGUGAUGGCGAGGUGGUGGAGCAGGUGAUCAGCCAGCAGACUGCAGAGCAUGAGGAGGUUGCAGUAAGACGCAGCAGCCUUCUGGACGAGGCCAUCCGAAAUCUCCAGCAGCAACAGGAUCAGCAGAACCAGCCAGGGACAGAGGCACGGCCGGGGCUUGGAGCAGUACCUGAAGGGCAAGCUGAGGCACAGGGCCCGGCCUUGGCACCAGCACCAAGCACACCACGUAGAGUAUCUGUGAAUGAUCGAGCAGACGUGCAGUCACCCCCUAAUGUGGGUCUGCGCCGCAGCGGACAGGUGGAGGGUGUCCGGCAGAUGCACCAGAAUGCUCCUCGCAGUCAGAUGGCCACCGAGAGAGACCUGCAGGCCUGGAGACGCAGGGUGGUGGUUCCUGAACUGGCAACCAGCAGCUACAGGGACCAGGAGGACAGUCGCACAGCCAAAGGAGAUGAGGAGGUGGCUCUGUACAGCACAAAGAAGAGACGCAUUAUGUACAGCAGCUGUCGAGAUGAUUCAGAUGAUGAACCUCACACUGCGAAGCGAGCACACGGCCACAGUGACACGCUGGAAUUCAUGGACUUGUCGUGUGAAGAGGGAGAGGAGACUGCAAGCUCCGAGGUACACUCUGAGGACAAUGAAUUGGAUGGCAGUGAACUGGAUUCCUCCAAUGAUGAGGAAGAGUGGAAUAGUGACAGCUCAAGCCACACAUCCAGCGAGUACUCGGACUGGACGGCAGACGCUGGCAUCAACCUGCAGCCCUCCACCCCCUUGUCAUCACGCAAACGAGUGCAGCGCAGACUCAGCACCUCGGAAGAAGAGGAGGAAGAGAAUGAUGAAGAGGAGGAGAAGCAGCAGCAGCAGAGUGACGAGGAGGAAAAGCCUGGGAAGAAAAGCAAAGAGAAGGCCAAGAAAGCAAAGAACAAGUCACCCAGGCGUCCCAAGGCCAGACCAUCCAUCAACAGAGAAGUCUCCAAUGAGUUCAGACCCUCACCAUGGAUCACUGAUGUCAUUCCCAGGAAGUCUCCUUUUGUUCCUCAAAUGGGCGAUGAGGUGAUCUACUUUCGGCAGGGGCACGAGGCCUAUGUGGAGGCCGUGAGCCGAACUGAACUGUAUCCCAUCAACUUAGACAAACAGCCCUGGAAGAAAAUGGAGCUGCGGGACCAAGAGUUUGUGAAGAUCACUGGGAUCAAAUAUGAAGUCUGCCCUCCAACACUUUGCUGUCUGAAGCUGACUCUUAUUGACCACGGCACUGGCAAAAUCACAGACAAGUCGUUUUCUGUCAAGUAUCACGACAUGCCAGAUGUGAUAGAUUUCCUUGUGUUGAGGCAAAGUUAUGACGAAGCUCUCCGUAGAAACUGGCAGCCAAAUACCGUGACUGUUCCUCCUUCUCCUAAAUCUGGUAACAUCUUCUGCCGUGCAGACGACAGGUUCCGCUCAGUGAUAGACGAUGCCUGGUGGUUUGGGACCAUCGUCUGUCAGGAGCCCUACCAGCCAGAAUACCCUGACAGUCUCUUCCAGUGCUUCAAAGUCAGAUGGGACAAUGGGGAAACAGAGAAACUGAGUCCCUGGGAUGUGGAACCUAUUCCCGAUGAUGCCCAGCAGCCAGAGACAGAGGGAGGUGGUAUCCCUGUAACAGCAGAUGAGAUGAGCGAGCUGAUGUACAAGCCUCUGCAAGGGGAGUGGGGGGAGAGGAGCAGGGAUGAUGAGUGUGAACGCAUCAUCGCCGGCAUCGACCAGCUCAUCAACGUUGAGAUUGUAGCUCCCUUCUCUGGUCCAGUGGACUUAAUCCAGUAUCCCACCUACUGCACUGUGAUCGCCUAUCCAACUGACCUGGGCACCAUCAGACUGCGACUCCUGAACAGAUUCUACAGGCGCCUCUCAGCAUUAAUUUGGGAUGCCAGAUAUAUUGCACAUAACGCCCGCACUUUCAAUGAGCCGAGGAGCAAGAUUGCCCACUCUGCAAAAAUCAUCACAAAUGUCCUCCAGAAAUUUGUCAAUAAUCCAAGCUGCACAGAUCUCAUGGAGAUUUACAAUGCUGUUGAAGAAAUGGAUGAUGAUGAUGAGGAAGAGGAUACAGAAGCACCAGGAACAUCCUCUGGACACAGACUGCGUCAGCGCUCUGUAGAGGUGGUACCAGACAGAGACGCCUGGAAGGAACAGUGCAAGAAUCUGCUCAACUACAUAUUCGAGUGUGAGGACUCAGAACCAUUCAGACAGCCUGUGGAUCCUCAAAACUAUCCGGAUUAUCAUGGCAUCAUUGAUACACCAAUGGACUUUGGCUCAGUGAAAAAGACCCUGGGGGAAGACCGCUAUGAAAACCCUAUAGAGCUGUGCAAAGACACCCGGCUAAUAUUUGCCAAUGCUAAAGCCUACACGCCCAAUAAACGCUCCAAGAUAUACAGUAUGACCUUGCGGCUCUCUGCCUUCUUCGAAGAGCAAAUCAGAACAAUCAUAUCGGAGUACAAAACUGCCGUCAAGAGCAGUGACAGGCUCCGCCGCAGUCAGAGGUUCCGCAAGAAAAUGCAGCAGCAGGAUCAGCCCUCCGCCACAACAAGUCAUAAGAGGGCUGCUGUAAAAACUCAGGAAAAAGUGGAGCCGACGUCCGUGACCAAAUCUACCUCAGCCAAAGUGUCAGUUCCUGAGAGAGCCAGGAGGAGUCAAAGCAGCAGCUCAGGUCACAGCUCCUCGGAGGACGACUCCAAAGCUGCUUCAUCAACUCCAGAGUCUGAUAGUGAGAGUGAGCUGAGUGAGUCAGAGGAGGAGAAACGCCCAGGUUCCUCAAGACACCAUCAACUCAGACAGAAAGCAAGAGUCACCAGAAGCAAAUGUGCCAAGCAGAGGAAAAAAGUUGCUGAGAGUGACAGUGAGGAGGAGGAGGAUGAAGAAGAGGAGGAAUUUGACAGCGAGGGUGAAGAUGGUGAGGAUGGAGAGAUGUCCUCCCAGUCUUCCAGUCGUCGCUACCCCAGCAGGAGUAAAAACAGCAGGAGCACAAGGCUUACCAGGAACAGUGCUGGCACAGAGAGGAAGCGCACAGAGGGCAGAGCAGAGGUGAACGGUCACAGUAGCAGGUCGUCUCGCAGGGAGAGACGCCACCGCCGCAACUCUGACAGAGCCACAUCCCAGGGCUCCGACAGGGAAGAGGAAGAGGAAGUGACGGUUCGCAGGUCACUCAAGAGAAAGACGGCGAGGGCGGCUGUGAAUAAGAUCAAACUCCUCGAAGCGUCAGAUGAAGACUACGAGGAGGAGGAAGAGGAGGAGAAGCCAAGAAGGAGCAGCAGCCGCCUCCGCCACCCAGUCCGGGCCAGCAAGCGCACCGCUGUGAUCCAGAGCAGCUCAGAUACUGACGAAGAGCCUUCAACAAGGGCUUCUCGGAAAAAAAAGGUAUCAGGUGGUGAAUCCAAGGACGAGGAGGAUGGCAAUGAGAGUGAUGCUUCAUCCUCCUCCCAGAAUCAGCAGAAUGGAGACACGAGGUCCAGCAAAUGGAGGACAUCAAGACAAGCUGCUAAGACCAAGGGAAAUGAUACUUUGUCCCAUGUGAAUGGACACAGUGCAAAACAUCACAAGCCUGACAGCAACUCUGAGCAAGAGGAAGCUGCAGAGGAGAGCUCUGGAGAAGCGGAGGAAGAGGAGGAGGAGGAGGAGGAACAGGAGGUUGUGUCUAAGAAACCCUCUAGAAGCACCGCAACCACUCCAGCCAGGAAAAAGAGGAUCACAAGUGAGGAGGAGGAAGAGGAGGAAGAGGUAGAGGACACUGAACGCAGGACCACAAGACACAAACCUCGUGUAAGCUCAGAUGAAGAGGACAGAGACCAGGUGUCUCAGAAACACCCGCACCAAAAUGGAAGAAAUGUGGAGGAAGCCAUCCACAAGGACUCUAAGAAAAAGAGUAAAGUUUCACCAUCAAAAAGCCAAGAUAAACAAAAAUCUGCCUCAACUAAUAAACUGGAUGGUGCAGAAUCGGAGAAACUCAAUGAUUCUCCAAAGAGAUCCAGCCCACGCAAGAAAAAACUGAAAAAAGAUGAAGAACCUGAUAUGGAAAGCAAUCACUCCAGUGAGGAAUUUGAGGUUGAAACCAAGUCAAAGAGGCCAACGAGAAACAAGAAUAAAUCGAAACGGCCUCAUGGCGACACCUCGGCUUCAGAGAGUUCUGAGCAGGAAUACAAACCCAAGAGGAAGUCGAGGAGGAAACGCUCCACUGGCUCAUCAGACGAAGAGUCGGACAGUUCAGGCAACACUUCAAAAAGACGGCUGAGCCUCCGAGCCCUACCAAAAAAGAAAUACAUCAGUGACAACUCUCUCUCUGAGGAAGACUCUGCCUCGGCGAGCCAGGGUAAACAAAGGAAUGGUAACAAAACAGCCACAGCGUCCAGGGAAGACAGGAAUAAUAAGAGAGAGUCUGACAGAAACUCCCCCAAUGAAGCCAGGAAUCAGCUGUCUUCCAAGAGAAAGCGUAUUUACACCUCAGACUCUGAAGAUGCGAAGGAGGGUGCACAAAAGGAGCCAGUGUCCAAGAACAGUAAGAACAGCCGGUCGGACUCCUCAAAGCGUCCCAAAAGGGAAUCCAAACAAACAGAUGGUAACCGCAACAAGGAAGUCACCUCUUCCCAAUCUGAUUCCAGCGAAGAGGAGGAGGAGGAGGAGGAGGAAGAUGUUGGUCGUUCAAGGAGCGGGAAGAAGAACUCGAGGCGGCCAAAACACAAACGGAAGGAAAGCUACAGCAGCAGCAAUCAUAGUUCUGACUCAGAAAGCGAGCAGUCAGCUUCGGCCUCCGAUAACUCCAGCUCAGGGUCCCACAGCAGUCCAAAGAGGAGAAGUCAUAGACGGUCUGGGAUUGGUGAAAGGACUGCCAGCCGCCAGCUAAGGCAGCGCCGCCGCCAGUCUGCCUCAGAGGAGGAGAAUGAGGAGAACAGUGGUGAGUCGUACAGCCAAUCGCAGCGCAAGACGCGAGUGAACACCCGUAAUCGGGGGAAACGGACAGUUACUUAUCACGACAGCGAAUAAAGGACGUUUGCGGCUGGAACUACAGAGAUUGACAUUAACUGGAGACGUUAAAGACACUUGAUGGCCACGUUAUGGUAGUAGCACUGGAGUCCUCGAGAGAAAAUGCUGUGAAUCUGUUUCAUUCAGGGAUAUUUAUAUUUUCUAUGAAAAACAUGUUUAUAGAUGUAAUACAAAUUCAAGCAUUUGAACUGCUGGUUUUUCGCAAGGAUACAGAGCAAAACACCACCUCCCAUACUGCUUGUUGUGAUUUGGCCAGCAGAGUAACCAUUCUGGGGAAUCUUGUCAGCUUGGGUGCUAUCUAAUAUACCUCUGUUUAAUCAAGCAUAUUGCUGGCUUGCACUAAGAUACACUGUAAUGAGGUAUUUCAUACACUAGUUUUGCAUUAGAAACUCAGGGGUCAACUAAGUUUACUGUAGUCUCAGACAUGCAGUUGUUUUUUGAGCUAAGGUAAGGACAAGAAACAAUUCCAGGUCAGCAGAUGUCCAAGCACACUCACUGGGACAAAACGAAUCCAUGUUCAGACUUUUGACUACAGCACUCCUUUGUAAAUCCACACACUUGCUUGACUGUAUUCUGAGUUGAUAUGAGCCAAAUGGACGAAUAUGAAUUCUUUUCCCCAUACCAUUUCAUUUUCUAUAAUUAGUUUUGUGUUGUAUUUUAGUGAAUAGAUGUAAAUAUAUGAUUAAGAAUGACAGUGUCUGAUAGCUUUGGCGAUCAGUCAGUAGCAAAACGUUUAUUUAAAUUUGAGCUUUUUUUUUUAUUUUCCUUUCUCUCUUUUUUUUUUUUUUUUUUUUUUUUUACAUUUAACUGUAUUGUCUUGCCAUAUGUCACAAAUUGGUACGUUUUUGCCAAGUACAAGUAACCAAAAGUACUUAUUGCAAAAUACUGUGAUUUCUCAUAUUGGGAAGACUUUUUAUUGUUGUCCUGUGUUACCUACUUUCAGUAUUAAAUUCUUUUUCAGAGUUGACGUAAAACAUUUUGCCAGUCACAUGGUUUAGUUUUGUUUAUGGGGAGGUUUCUAAAUACAGUCGCUUUAUGAAAUUUUGCUUAAUGUUUUUCGUACUACACCUUUAAUAACAGAUUUCACAGGAAAACUAUUAACGCAAUGUGGUUGUGGAGUGCAAUGAAUUGAGUUAUUCCUCCUAUUAAUAAAGACAUCAUUUCAAGGUC
This is a messenger RNA of Dicentrarchus labrax (European seabass), 8285 nucleotides long. RefSeq names its product bromodomain and WD repeat domain containing 1 (gene brwd1). NCBI's taxonomy places the organism in Eukaryota, Metazoa, Chordata, Actinopteri, Moronidae. Gene Ontology annotation, cellular component: nucleus. Gene Ontology annotation, biological process: regulation of cell shape; regulation of transcription by RNA polymerase II; cytoskeleton organization. The record is from RefSeq and is a predicted model, not a curated record. Gene Ontology annotation, molecular function: protein binding. Bases 237 to 7115 code for a protein of 2292 amino acids. The transcript is spliced from 44 exons.